Messenger RNA from Amphibalanus amphitrite, 2859 nucleotides. Its product is annotated as hyaluronidase A-like. NCBI's taxonomy places the organism in Eukaryota, Metazoa, Arthropoda, Thecostraca, Balanomorpha, Balanidae. The record is from RefSeq and is a predicted model, not a curated record. Bases 129 to 1487 code for a protein of 452 amino acids. Gene Ontology annotation, biological process: carbohydrate metabolic process; hyaluronan catabolic process. Gene Ontology annotation, molecular function: hyalurononglucosaminidase activity. The transcript is spliced from 6 exons.
CUACUGUAUGUAGGUACCCUCGGGUACUACCCGUUCUGAGGGCUGCGAGGGCGGUCGCCGGGCCGCGGCCAGGGCUCACCGGGGGCCGCUAGAGCACGUGGUCCCGGCCGACUCGAGAGUGGAGUUUUAUGUGGUUUUGGAGUGGUGGUGUUGAGGCUGUGAGGAUGGGUGCGAUGAAGAUGUUUGUGGUGUUGUGUCUGUUGGCGUGGAGUGGUAGCGCGUCUGCGCUCAAUGUCUAUUGGAAUGUCCCCACGGAAGAGUGUCCGAAGUCGGUGAAGUUCGACCUCUCCAAGUUCGGUAUCAUCCAGAACACGGGAGACACCUUCCACGGCGACCGGUUCAACAUCCUCUACCAGCCGGGUCAGUUUCCGCACUACCUGCAGAAGAAGGUGACCAGGAGAGACGGCAGGAUCUUCAAACGGGAGGAGCCCGUCAACGGAGGCAUCCCCCAGUCGGGAGAUCUCAAUAAACACCUCGAACAGCUACGGAAGGACAUCGAGGACAUUAUUCCGAGACAUUACUCAGGUCCGGCGGUGAUCGAUUUUGAGCAGUGGCAGCCGACUCUGCGCAGUACCGGCGAGAUAAAAUACCGCAAUUUCUCCAAGGAGUACCACCGCUCGCUGGUGGCGGCCGGGGUCAUCCCCGAUCCGACUGACAUGGACGCACAGACGGCCGGCAAUUACACGGCUGAGGCGCUGUUUGAGCGCCCCGCCCGCCAGUACCUGGAGCAGACUCUGCAGCUGGCUCGGCGGCUCCGGCCGAGCGCCCUCUGGGGCUACUACCACUACCCCUACUGCAAGGCCUACAUCCCGCAUGUGGAGAGCUGCGCGCCGGCCAUCAGUCAGGACAACGACAAGACGUUGUGGCUUUAUGAAAACUCUGACGCCCUCUACCCAUCGAUCUACUACCUGAAAUACAAAUACACCGCAUGGGAGAAGACGAUGGAGACUCGCUCUCGGCUGGAGGAAGCCGACCGGAUGUCCCGGCUGGUCGGCGGCCGCCCGGUGUUCCCCUACACCUGGUACGCCUACCACGAGCGGCACACCGACUUCCUCUCACCAGCCGACCUGCUGGGCUCGCUCGGCCAGGCCGCCGCGCGCCGGCCCGCCGGAGUGAUCAUCUGGGGCGGCUCGGACGGCCUCAACAGCACCCGGCUCUGCCUCCGCCUGCGUGACUAUGUCGAACACCGGCUCGGUCCCUUCGUCCGCUGGCUGCGCAGCCUCACCGACGCCCAGCUGGACCAGCUUCACCGUCACCUGGUGGAGAGUCCGGAAAGCUUCUACUCGCAGGUGGCGCUGCUGUCGAAGCAGGGCGUGUUUGGUCGCUGGCCGGUGAACGGUUGGGACGCCGAUUUGGAGCAGACUGAGGAGAUGAAGAGGGCCGUGCUGCAGGAGAUCGCCCGGGAACUCGGACCGGACGAGCUGCUGAUCGGAGACCCCAAACAGGUGCGCUAUGAGGAGGAGGAGGAGCAACAGUUCCUCAUGUGAGAACUCCGGAGCAGCGGCCGUCUGUGGGAAAACUCUCGGGGACGUCUGGUGUGAGGAGAGACGUUAAGCUGCUGCUGAUAAGCCAAUAACCUGACUGUGAGCUCUUCGAAAAUUAUAACGAAGUGUACAACUUGGUGCCACCUUACUGGUGCCACAAAAAUCCGGUCAACUGGGGCACAAACAUCCAUGAAGAAUCAAAAUUCGAGAUUUAAAAAUAGGGGUCAUCAACUCCUAAAAUGAUCGGUAAACAGGAUCAAUGCAAGUAGCUUGUUGUAUUCUACUUCAAGAUAUUCAUAAACUUGUUAACAUGCUCAAUCACUAUGCAGCCCAGAUCGUAUGAAUGAACCUGUGGGUUACAAACUUUGCAGCUGCGAUGCAUAUUUAGCAGCUCACGGCCAAUCAUCAAAGCCAAAGCCGCUAGAACUUACCAUAAACAAUAAACAUGUAUUCGAGCUCGGAGGACGCUUCCAGUGUGUCGCAACAUUCAUCAAAAGCUCACUCGGAAGCAGCAAGACGCUCGCCAAUCGAACUCGCGGCUAUAGUAACAAAGAAGGAGUUCGGUCACAUGAUCAAGGGGCCAACCAUAUCUCAGGAACAGCCAAAAAUCCGCUAGCUAAGCGGCAACGAACUUCUGGUCUCCAGAGCGGGUAUAUUUUACUGUAGCAUUGUAUAGGCAAGAGGGUGUUGUCGGGCUGCCUGGAGUGUCGUGUUUGUGAGUGUGAGUGUGUGUGUGUGUGUGCGUGCAGGUAGGUAUAAGCGAAUGUCGUGAGCGUGAGCGUAUUUGUGUGCUACUUGUUCGGCGGUAUGCGGAAACUUUAGAAGACAUGAUCAAGAAAAGACUGGAAGGGGAUGUGAAGACUAGUUUCUUGUCGAGCGCUGCCAUGGGGAGGUGCCUGGAGCACUGAGCCAGUACAAAACUACAGGUGGAAGGGUAGGUUCGAUUUUUACCGUGAGGAUGACGGCCUCAGUCCAUGUGAGUCGGCCUUUGCUGCGAUUAAUUUUGAUUGUGAAUUUACAAUAGACACAUUUUCAUCGUUCUUAGAAAUGAGUGAACAGGACUGGCCUUGACCAGUCUGUUUAUUUUAAUUGGGAUGUGUUCUAUUUAUCGAGCAUGUUCUGAUCUAACAUAAAUCUCCCCUUAUCGCAUCGUUCCACUGUUCGCGGCCUUGGCGGUUUAAAUGAGCUUAUUUAUCAAGAACGGGUCAAAGGCACCGGCGUCGUUACGCACGGUGCAUUUUAAUUUAUGUGAGCGUGUGUCCAUCGUCGCUUGUCGACAGCGAAGAGAAAGUGGUUUGCUCGUUUUAAACUGCUUAGCAUUCCACGCAGCUCAUUUGUGUAGCAACUGUUGUGAAAUAAACGUACUACACCAGCA